GUGACCUAAUCACAUUACUUUUCAAUUCAAAUGAGGUUGUGUUUUCGGUUCAUGAUGUCUCAAACAGUGAAAACCUUUGAUUACAUUGCAAUCGGUGGUGGAUCUGGAGGUCUCGCUAGUGCGAGAAGAGCUGCUUCGCUCGGAGCAAAAGCCGCUGUGAUCGAACAUGGAAGACUCGGUGGAACUUGUGUCAAUGUUGGCUGUGUCCCUAAGAAGGUUAUGUUUAACACAGCUGUCCAUGCAGAAUACAUUCAUGAUCAUGCUGAUUAUGGCUUUGAUGUUACUCUAAAUAACUUCUCUUGGGCGACUGUUAAGAAGUCCAGAGAUGCAUACGUCAAGAGACUGAAUGGUAUUUAUGAGAACAACUUGAAAAAGGAUGAUGUGGAGUAUAUUCCUGGUCAUGCUGUGUUCACUCCAGAGGGCAAUGUUAAAGUUGGAGAUGCUGUUUACAGCAGUAAACACAUUUUAAUUGCGAUUGGAGGGCGGCCAACUGUACCAGCAUUUCCAGGUUGUGAGUAUGGUAUCACCAGUGAUGGCUUCUUUGAUUUAGAGGAUCUACCAAAGAAAGUUGCUGUAGUCGGAGCAGGGUAUAUCGCCAUUGAGUUAGCAGGAAUACUCAAUGCUCUUGGGUCCAAAGUUUCGUCUCUCAUAAGAUAUGACAGGGUUCUGCGAACAUUUGACUCCAUGCUUAGCGAAGGGGCAACAAAUGAAAUGGUGAAAGCUGGAAUUGACUUGCAAACUCACACUUCAAUUCAGGAGAUCACAAAAGACAGUGAAACUGGUCUGAUGACCAUUCACAUCUUGAAAAACAAGCAAGAUAAGGUGGCUCUGUCCGGGUUUGAUUGCGUCUUACUGGCAAUUGGGAGAGUUCCAAACACAGACUCCCUUGGAAUAGAUGGUCUGGGAAUAGAUGUCGACAGCAAGGGACAUAUAAUAGUUGAUGAGUUUCAAAACACUUCCCGGCCAGGUGUAUACGCACUAGGAGAUGUUUGCGGGAAAGCACUUCUCACGCCAGUGGCGAUUGCAGCUGGGCGAAGACUCGCCCACAGAUUGUUUGAUGGUCAGUCGAAUUUGAAGCUGGAUUACAGCAACAUACCAACAGUGGUGUUCAGUCAUCCACCAAUUGGAACUGUGGGGUUAACUCAGGAGGAGGCAGAACAGAAAUAUGGAAAAGAUAAAAUAAAAGUUUACAAGUCUACGUUCAGCAACAUGUAUCAUGCGCUUACUCAUCGAAAGACCAGCACAAUGAUGAAACUUGUUUGUCUUCUGCCUGAAGAAAAGAUCCUUGGACUUCACAUUCUUGGGAUUGGCUGCGAUGAGAUGCUACAAGGUUUUUCCGUUGCUGUCAAGAUGGGGGCAACUAAAAAAGAUUUUGACGAAACUGUGGCGAUCCAUCCGACAGCGUCCGAAGAGUUGGUCACAAUGCGUUGAUUACAAUAAUUAGGGUGCUUACUAUUUGUCAGAACUGACUGAUUAGACUGAUCAGAUUAAAAGAGCGUGUUCCAAGCGUUUGGUUAGUAAAGCGAAGCGCGAUAACAGCGGAGGAGUGAAAAAAAAAAAAAACAGGGAGGCUUGGGUCGAGUCGCCACCCGACCCAAACCUCCUGCAUCGCGCCGUUUACUAUUCGCUCUUUUUACCAACUGAACGCCUGGAUCAGGCCAGUUUCAUAAAAUGAAUAGUAGGAAAGAGGCCUUUCGAAAGAGACUUUUCCUUAAAUUUGAAAAUAAAAAUCCAUCGGAAUAGUGGUUGUAGUUUAGUGAUUACGUUAUCUGAUAGGAAAGUUCUGACUUAUUACUGAAUACAUGUACCAUUUAUGAAUGAACCAAUCUGAUUAGCCAGAUCUGACCAAUUGUUUGUGCCUUUAAUUUCUUCACUUUCGUCGUCGUUAUUAUCAUUUUCAUCAUCAUCAUCAUCAUCAUCAUUAUUAUAUGUCCAUGACAACGCGUGCCUAUGCACAAUCUCUGACGUUUCUUAUAGGGAAACGGUCCCCG
This is a messenger RNA of Pocillopora verrucosa, 1991 nucleotides long. RefSeq names its product glutathione reductase, mitochondrial. Gene Ontology annotation, biological process: glutathione metabolic process; cell redox homeostasis; cellular response to oxidative stress. The record is from RefSeq and is a predicted model, not a curated record. Gene Ontology annotation, molecular function: glutathione-disulfide reductase (NADPH) activity; flavin adenine dinucleotide binding; NADP binding. NCBI's taxonomy places the organism in Eukaryota, Metazoa, Cnidaria, Anthozoa, Scleractinia, Pocilloporidae. Gene Ontology annotation, cellular component: mitochondrion; cytosol.